AUGGAACGUUUAAUGCUAAAGGCCGACGUAUUCGAGCCAGAGGACGCGACCAUGGCCAGAUUUCUAAGUGGUCUGAAUCGUGACUUGCAGGACCGAAUGGAGCUACAGGAGUAUAACGAUAUGGCCGAGAUGCUACACAAGGCGAUUUUAGUGGAGCAACAACUCAAACGGAAGGGAACUAAUCGAUUUACCCCUGGAGCCAGUUCGCGACCGAACUACCGAGACGACAAGGCAACCUACCCCUCACGAUCUAACACUCAACCGAGGACGGACGCAAAACCGAACCAGAACACAGGCAAGACCGAGGCCAGCUCAUCCAGGACGCGAGACAUCGAGUGCUUCAAGUGUCGGGGAAAGGGACACUACGCCAAUAAAUGUCCGAAUCAGAUGGCUAUGCUUAUGCUCGACACCGGAGAGAUCAUAUCCGAUCACGAGGAGGAAACCGAGCUGGUCUACGAUGAAGAAGAGACCGAGGAGCGAGCUGUGUCCGGAGAGUUACUUGUAGCUCGGCGUGUUCUCAUAGCACAAGAACGGACCAAGGAGGAAGACCAGAGGAAAAAUUUGUUCCACACCCGGUGCCUGGUCCAAGGAAAGGUGUGCAGCCUGAUUAUUGACGGAGGGAGCUGCACCAACGUGGCUAGCACUAGUAUGGUUGACAAGUUGGGAUUGGAAACCCGUAAACACCCUCAUCCUUACAACCUACGGUGGCUUAACAACCAGAGGCAACUCAAGGUCACCAAGCAGGUCACCGUGCCAAUCAUCAUUGGACGAUAUGAGGACGAGGUCAUUUGUGACGUUCUACCUAUGGAGGCCGGUCAUCUACUUCUAGGACGGCCAUGGCAGUUCGACAAGAAGGCGAUCCAUAAUGGGUUCUCAAACAGGCAUUCCUUUGAGCACCAAGGUCGCAAGAUCGUCUUAGCACCCUUGUCACCACAUGAAGUCUAUCUCGAUCAAGUUAAGAUAGAGCAGAACUCUAAGGGUAAAGGUAUUAUGAGCGAAUCCCAAAACACUUCACUUCAAAAGAGAGAGUCUGAGAAAAACCUAGAAAUGGCCUAUGAGGGAAAUCCCGACUUUGCUGAUGUCUUCCCGGAAGACGACCCAGGUGGCUUACCACCCCUUCGAGGAAUUGAGCACCAGAUCGACUUCGUGCCCGGAGCUACCCUUCCUAACCGACCCGCCUACCGUACUAAUCCAGUCGAAACCAAGGAGCUUCAAAGACAGGUGGAUGAACUUCUGGCCAAGGGUUACAUUCGCGAGAGCAUGAGUCCAUGUGCCGUACCGGUCUUACUCGUGCCCAAGAAGGAUGAAACUUGGAGGAUGUGUGUUGACUGCCGAGCCAUCAACAACAUAACGGUUAAGUAUCGCCAUCCUAUACCUAGGCUAGACGAUAUGUUAGAAUAG
Eutrema salsugineum is the source of this 1401-nucleotide messenger RNA. RefSeq lists its product as uncharacterized. Gene Ontology annotation, molecular function: zinc ion binding; nucleic acid binding. The coding region runs from base 1 to 1401 and encodes 466 amino acids. Lineage: Eukaryota; Viridiplantae; Streptophyta; Magnoliopsida; Brassicales; Brassicaceae. The record is from RefSeq and is a predicted model, not a curated record. The transcript is spliced from 2 exons.